CAGCAUGCAAAAGUAAUUCAAUCCACUUCAAACUACACUCAUUCAUUCUCGCUGCGCUACUUUCGCUGGUGGGGAAACUGUAACGAGCCGUUCGGGCGAGCGCGCUUAUCGGACCAAGCAAUACUUUUUGGGGUGGUGUAUUUUCCCGCGCUGAAAGGAGGCGGGUGGGUUAGUAAAAAAAACAAAAAAAAACCAGCAACGAAGAGCAAGUAAGCGAUCAAGCAACGAGAGGAAAAGAAAAUAAACACCAAAAAAGAGAGGAUCGGGGGGGAUUCAUUUUAUUUUUGUGCCACAAAUGGCCAAAGGCGAAGGAGCGGAGAGCGUUUCAACGGCAGGCCUUUUGCAGCCAAGCAUCUUGAAACAAGAGGACCUGAUCCGGCCCAAGAGAGAAAGCAAAGGAAAGCUAUCGAUAAGCAGCAAAGUGUGUUAUGCCAUUGGGGGAGCCCCUUACCAGAUCACCGGUUGCGCCUUGGGCUUCUUUCUGCAGAUCUACCUGUUGGAUGUGGCUCAGCUGGACCCUUUCUAUGCUUCCAUCAUCCUUUUUGUGGGCCGUGCAUGGGAUGCCGUUACUGAUCCAGUGGUGGGUUUCUUCAUCAGUAAAACAUCAUGGAGUCGCUUUGGACGCCUGAUGCCCUGGAUUAUAUUCUCUACUCCCUUUGCUGUGACCUCCUACAUCCUGAUAUGGUUUGUGCCUGACAUCGCUCGGGGGCAAGUGAUGUGGUAUCUCUUCUUCUACUGCAUCUUCCAGACCCUUGUGACGUGUUUCCAUGUUCCCUACUCAGCCCUCACCAUGUUCAUCAGCAGGGAGCAGAGUGAGCGGGAUUCUGCCACUGCCUAUCGCAUGACUGUGGAAGUGCUCGGGACAGUCCUGGGGACAGCCAUCCAAGGACAGAUCGUGGGCAAAGUGGAUACGCCUUGCAUUGCAGACCCACUCUUGUUGGACAUUGGCAACACUUCUUCGGUGGCCAUGGAGGACGUCAACAUCACCCGUGACACUGGCUCGCUCACAGAUACGAAAAAUGCCUACAUGAUUGCAGCUGGUGUCAUCAGUGGGAUAUACAUUAUUUGUGCAGCCAUCCUGUCUGUGGGUGUUCGAGAAAGACGAGAGUCUUCUGAGCUCCAGUCGGACGAGCCGGUUUCCUUCUUCCAAGGCUUGAAGCUGGUGAUGAACCAUGGCCCCUACAUCAAGCUGAUUGCUGGCUUUCUCUUUACCUCACUGGCCUUCAUGCUCCUGGAAGGCAACUUCGCCCUGUUCUGUACAUACACCUUGGGGUUCCGCAAUGAGUUUCAGAACAUUCUGCUGGCCAUCAUGCUCUCUGCCACGCUGACCAUCCCCUUCUGGCAGUGGUUCCUCACUCGCUUUGGGAAGAAAACUGCCGUCUACAUUGGAAUCUCGUCUGCCACUCCAUUCCUCCUCUUGGUAGUAAUUAUGGAAAGUAACCUUAUUGUCACAUAUAUGGUAGCUGUUGCAGCCGGAAUCAGCGUAGCUGCCGCCUUCCUUUUACCCUGGUCGAUGUUGCCAGACGUCAUUGAUGACUUCAACCUCCAACACCCAGAUUCCACUGGCCAUGAAGCAAUUUUCUUCUCCUUCUAUGUCUUCUUCACCAAGUUUGCUUCUGGGGUGUCUCUGGGGAUCUCCACACUCAGUUUAGACUUUGCCGGGUACAAGACUCGGGGCUGCUCCCAGCCAGAGGAGGUGAAGCUGACAUUGAAGAUGCUGGUGUCAGCUGCCCCCGUGGUGUUGAUCGUCUUUGGCCUGCUCCUGUUCAAGUUGUACCCCAUUGAUGAGGACAAGCGGAGAAAAAACAAGAAAGCCCUACAGGAUUUAAGAGAUGAAGAGAGCAACAGUAGCACUGAGUCGGACUCCACAGAGCUGGCCAGCAUAGUUUGACCUCGGCUUACCUUCGUUUACUGUUUACACACUGGGAUCCUUUGAAGAUAGAAAGGGGUUGUCACGGCCGUCUGCUAUGCAGGAGGGAUGCUGACUUGCUCCCUUCAGGGAGUGCGCUGUGACGUCCUUCCAGACUGCUCUGGAGAGCAAACACUGAUUAUAUGUUGUGCCUCAAAGUGGGAUCCGUGGAGCAUCAACUGCAGGUACAUGCUGGGCAGUCCUUGGUACUGCAGGAAAGUACCUCUUGAUGGAAUAAGUGCCAGACCCAAUGUGUCGUCUUCCAUAAUAGUUUUGCAAAACACCUUUUGAGCAGUGGUACCCUUUGGCUGUGCCAUCACUAAUCCACCUGGUACCCUUGGCAUCAAGGGAAGUGCAACUGAAUGCAGUACUGUUGUGUCUUUGUUCGUUUGUUUAAUUUGAGUUUACUAUGGACCCAGAUGGUGCUUUUGGUGUAUGUUACACCGGUGGCAUGACCAUGCCAAACACAACCUCAUAUACUGUUCUCUUCUGUAAAUAAGACACAACUAAUGCAGAAGCAUCUUGUGGUGUUACUAUCUUAUAUAUAUAUAUAUAUGUAUUUGUAUAUACGAAGAGCCUAAUUAAUUAAAUUAACUUAAUGAUGUAAAUAUAAAACUGCUAUGUUUUUCUAUUUGUAUAUGUCUGUACAGAAAGAAGACAAUGGAACUAUUAAUAUUAAUUUACAUUAAAAUGCAAAAAUGUUGCCUGCAUUGUAUUUGUGUCUUUCCCCUCAAGAACAACUGAAAACAGGCUUAAUUAAAUGGAACUU
Molecule: messenger RNA, 2678 nt
Organism: Rhineura floridana
Lineage: Eukaryota; Metazoa; Chordata; Lepidosauria; Squamata; Rhineuridae
Gene: MFSD2A
Product: MFSD2 lysolipid transporter A, lysophospholipid
Exons: 14
Coding region: 296-1891 (531 amino acids)
Biological process (GO): carbohydrate transport
Cellular component (GO): membrane
Molecular function (GO): lysophospholipid:sodium symporter activity
Source: RefSeq, a predicted model, not a curated record